Molecule: messenger RNA, 1015 nt
Organism: Spinacia oleracea (spinach)
Lineage: Eukaryota; Viridiplantae; Streptophyta; Magnoliopsida; Caryophyllales; Amaranthaceae
Product: flavonoid 3',5'-methyltransferase
Exons: 6
Coding region: 147-902 (251 amino acids)
Molecular function (GO): S-adenosylmethionine-dependent methyltransferase activity; O-methyltransferase activity
Source: RefSeq, a predicted model, not a curated record
GGUUGACUUAUUCCCAUCAAAUUUUCCUUUUUAAAAUCUCGUAGUAAGCCAACAAGGCAACAACCCCACCCUUCAUCGCCGGCCAAUUUGCUAUCAAAAUCUGAAACGAUAUACGGAGUAGCAAACAACCGUAAAAGGAUCAGCAAAUGGCUCAAGUACAGCAAAGUUCCAUGGAUUCAAUCGAAAAGCCUAAGAACAUCCUUAAUAGCCCAGAACUUCUUCAGUAUAUAUUGGAAACCAAUGCAUACCCAAAUGAGCAUGAACAACUCAAGGAAAUUCGACUCGCUACUGUCGAAAAAUACCCUCAAUUGUACACAAUGAACGUUCCUGUUGAUGAAGCACAACUUCUUUCAGUCAUGUUAAAGCUGAUGAACGCCAAAAAUACGUUGGAGGUCGGUGUUUUUACAGGCUACUCGCUUCUUUCCACUGCCCUUGCUCUUCCUGAUGAUGGCAAGGUUAUAGCAAUUGACAUGAACAGAGAAGCCUAUGAGGUUGGACUACCUUUCAUUCAAAAAGCUGGAGUUGAACAUAAGAUUGAGUUUGUUGAGGGAACUGCCUUACAAAUCUUGAAUGAUCUCCUGAAGAAUGGUAAAGAAGGGACAUUUGAUUUUGCAUUUGUGGAUGCUGAUAAGAAAAACUACAAGAACUACCAUGAAGUGUUGCUGAAACUUGUCAAGGUCGGAGGAGCCAUUGCUUACGACAACACCCUUUGGUUUGGUUCUGUUGCAUUUUCCGAGGAGGUUGAGUUUUUUGAAGAUGGUGAUCAAGAAAACAGGUCUUUUAGACAAAGUGUUCGAAAACAUACAAAGGAAUUAAAUAGCUUUCUCGCAAGCGAUCCUCGAGUUGAAUCUGCCCUUAUUUCAAUUGGAGAUGGUGUUACUCUCUGCAGGAGAAAGAGUUAACUAAGUGUGAUAGUGUAUAAAGAAAAGAAAAAGUAAUCAUACUUUAUGUAUCUUUGAUCAUAACAAUGGACUUCAGCUGAGUUAUUGAUCUGAAACAUAUGAUUUGCAAGUGA